AUGCAGCUCUUAACCAUUGUAACGAUUUUUUAUCUUGGAUUAUUUCCACUCUCACAAGCAAUCGAGUGUUAUUCGGAUUCUCAAGCCGAUGGACAAUCACAUCCAUCAGAUCUCCCAAGGAUAGUUUCUUGUUCAAAUGAUUGCUCAUACUGUGGGAAACUUCGCAUGAAAGUUCAGUACAGCACUCGGUAUCAAUCGCUGUGGGGAUGUGGGUGUGGGACGAUUUUCCCCGCUGCUCCACAAAUAUGUUAUAAAAAUGGCCGAAUCUCUGUCCCAAACGGUGAUCUCUUUUGUUGUAGUGGAGAUCGAUGCAAUUCUAUGAAUCAGCUCAAUCAUUUUCUCAUCUCUUCGAUCAGAGAUAAUCACGUUGGAUUUGAAACUUCGCAAGUCUGUUCGGCGGGAUGUGAAUAUUGUGUGAAAGUAAAUGGAAUGGAUCUCGCAAAGCCGGUGUCUGGUUGGGGUUGUGGAUGUGGAGUGGCCUAUACGAUGAAUGUUCUUCCAUGCACAGGUACUGGUAUCACAAAUUUGGCUGCUUAUCAAGGAAAUCAAUAUUGCUGUCAAGGAGAUCUUUGCAAUUUCACCGCUUCCAAAUCCCUUUUCCCCGUUUUUCUCAUUAUUGGAUUUUUCGCAGCUUUGAUGCAA
This is a messenger RNA of Mesorhabditis belari, 642 nucleotides long. NCBI's taxonomy places the organism in Eukaryota, Metazoa, Nematoda, Chromadorea, Rhabditida, Rhabditidae. The record is from the annotation of a GenBank genome assembly.